AUGGGCCGCAAAUUCGACGAUUACGUUGAAUAUUUAUCAGACUACUUAAAAGAUAAACCCAAUUUAGCUAUAUUGCUAGACUACGAUGGUACUUUAACUCCGAUAGUCCAACAUCCCGACCUGGCCGUAAUACCACCGAACGCUAAAGAAGUCCUGGAAAAGCUGGCGCAAAUACCCGAAAUCUUCAUAGCCAUCAUAUCAGGCCGAAACGUUUUGAACGUUAAAAGCAUGGUCGGCAUAAAUACCCUAACAUUCGCUGGAAAUCACGGUCUGGAAGUUCUGUAUCCGGACGGCUCCACCUACGAGCACAAGCUGCCCAAAGACUUCGAAGUGCAAGUAAGAACCAUGGUAAAAAAGCUGGAAGAAACGGUCGUCAGAGACGGCGCUUGGAUAGAAAACAAAGGCGCCAGCCUCACCUUCCAUUUCCGCGAAUGCCCCGAGAGCAAACGUGCGGAAAUCGAAUCGGGCGCCCGGAAGAUCAUCGAAGAAGCCGGAUUCAAAGUGGGCAACGCUCACAUGGCGCUCGAAGCCCGACCACAAGUCGAUUGGAACAAAGGCACGGUAGCGGUGCUGCUUUUAGAACAGAAAUUCGGCUCCGAUUGGAAAGACAAAGCAAAAGUUAUAUUCGUCGGAGACGAUACCACCGAUGAGGAUGCAAUGAAAGCUCUAAAAGGGAAUUCUGCUACUUUCCGCAUCGCCAAAGAUUGCACUAUUCAAACCCACGCAGAUAAAAUUUCUUGA
This is a messenger RNA of Phyllotreta striolata, 741 nucleotides long. The record is from the annotation of a GenBank genome assembly. Lineage: Eukaryota; Metazoa; Arthropoda; Insecta; Coleoptera; Chrysomelidae.